Messenger RNA from Carassius gibelio (silver crucian carp), 1849 nucleotides. RefSeq names its product general transcription factor IIIAa (gene gtf3aa). Gene Ontology annotation, cellular component: nucleus. The coding region runs from base 260 to 1447 and encodes 395 amino acids. The transcript has 9 exons. The record is from RefSeq and is a predicted model, not a curated record. NCBI's taxonomy places the organism in Eukaryota, Metazoa, Chordata, Actinopteri, Cypriniformes, Cyprinidae.
CUUGACUCCUAGCAUGUUUUUGCAUUUUCAUGUGGACUAGAUGUUUUGUUGUUGUUGUUGUUGUUGUUUUUUAACAAAGGACGAUAAACCCCGUUUAUAUAAAUAUCCUUGUACGUGUGGACUAGGCCUAAGUUUUGACCUCUUUGGCGUUCCAUACAGGAUGUGUCAUGUUAGUGUUGAUGUGACGUCAGAUGUUUCGUAGGCAAUCAAAAUGAAGGCACACACGCGGUAGAUCUGGCCAUACCUCGUAACUGAACACAUGACAAUGCAUGAAACUAACGUUAAACCCGGCGCAACAUUUAUUUGUUCGUUUCCCGACUGUCAUGCGUCGUACAACAAAGCGUGGAAGCUAGAAGCGCAUCUCUGUAAACACACAGGAGAGAGGCCUUAUAAGUGCGAGGAUAGCGGGUGCGGGAAAUCAUUCUGCACAAAAUACCAUCUCGCGCGCCAUAAGCUGACACACACCGGAGACAGACCUUACACAUGCACGGAGGACGGAUGCAACGAAGGAUUCACCACAAACUCCAACUUGAAGAAACAUAUUUCACGUAUUCACAGACAAGAGACAAAACAAUACAUAUGUACAUUCGAAGGAUGUGGCAAAGCAUUCAAGAAAAACAACCAGCUGAAAACCCAUGAGUGUGCGCACACAGAGCUGCUUCCUUUCUUGUGUACACAUGAAGGCUGCGGGAGACGCUUUUCACAACGUGGGAAACUGAAGCGCCACGAGAAGGUACACAAAGGUUAUUCUUGCACUGAGGAGGGUUGCUCGUUUGUGGGAAAGAACUGGACGGAGAUGACAAACCACAAAAAAGUUCAUAUAGUCAGGGUACAGUGUGAUCAGUGUCAGAAAACAUUCAGGGACAGCUGGUUCCUGAAGCAGCAUCAGCAUGUUCACUCUGAGGAGCGUGUGGUGUAUCACUGUCCCAGAGAUGGAUGUUCACGCUCGUACACCACUGCCUUCAACCUGCAGAGCCACAUACUGUCCUUCCACGAGGAGCAGCGCUGCUUCAUCUGCGCUCACCCCGGCUGCGGCAGGUCCUUUGCCAUGAAGCAAAGUUUACUGCGCCAUGGUGUGAUGCAUGAUCCUGAAAAGAAACAGUUGAAACCCCGUCCGAAGCGCUCUCUGGCGUCCCGUCUGAGUGGCCACAAACCAAAAAACAAACGUCUAAAGAAAACUUCAAAUCCAGAUGAUUCUUCGGUGCCACAAAUCAACCAAUCAGAAACGACCAUGAAUCCGCAAUUAAUUGGUCAGUUGCAUUCUCUCAGCUCUGAAAGCAGUACAUUUCCAGACCCAGACUUCCCAGAAACCCCCCAGAGUUUCAUAAGUCCUGAUUUAGAGCCCAUUCAAUCAAAAAGUGCUGUCAGCGAAACAAAAUCCAUUUAUUCUGAGCUCAGUGACGCUGCAGAUCCAGUGGUUCACCUCCUUGAGCCGCUCUUAGUGUAGAGUCAUAUUCCACUGAACCACAAAACAACGUUUGUUCCAAAGCAAACAUACCACUGCAGAAAAAUACACGUUUGUACUGAAACUUGCAUGUUUUAUUGUUGCUUCAAGUCGUUCGGUUCCUCUGUGGAGGAGGUAUAAAGAGAUGCUGGUGUCUCAGGUUUUCAUUAAGACUUUGACCUGCUUCGGGGGAAAAAAUGAAGAAGAUACUGAAGUCUGCUGUGCUCAUUUAAUAGUAAAUGUAACCGUUUUGUUGGUUGUAAGUUGACAUUUAUACAAUGAAUUUGUGUAUAAAUAAACUAACAGCAUGUAAACUUGGAUCAAGCGUUUCGGGGUCAAUUCAAGUUAAGAUUUUUGACAGCAUCCAUGAUCAAGUUCAUAAUAAUAAAUCAUGAUUUUACAAGA